AAAGUCCGAAGACAUAGUCAUUUCUCUUUUUUUUCAGUGUUUUAGCCGUCAAAUAUGGUUCUGAACUACCGAGUGUUUGCUUUUCUAUUGCUUGUUUUAAUUUUGGAGAACGCGUCAGCUUCCGAACAAGCCUCCACUAAUGACGUGGCAACUGGAGUGUCUGGUGAGAAGCCUGAUGUCAUUAUCAAACUGAUAAAAAGAGGCGCCGCGGAAAGGCUUUCCGAUAGUUCGAAUGAGCAGCCGAGAGAUAAGAGGAAGAGCAGCAGCCGGAAGAGCAAGGGACGAAAAGUUGGAAAAAAGUGAAUAAUUAAAUAAUCUAAAAUGAUUUAAAAUUUAUUUCUAUUAUUUUUUUAAAAAAUAAUUUGAUUGUAAUUCUGAUUUUUUCCUGCAGUUUUAUGCAAAGAACGUUAUAAAAAAUAAUAUUUUAAAUGUCAGGAAAAUCGAGCUCAACUACAGUAACCCAAAUGGAUAAGAACCCUGAGUCAAAACUACUGAUAAAACCACGUUUUCCGGAG
Caenorhabditis elegans is the source of this 515-nucleotide messenger RNA. RefSeq lists its product as uncharacterized. Lineage: Eukaryota; Metazoa; Nematoda; Chromadorea; Rhabditida; Rhabditidae. The coding region runs from base 55 to 303 and encodes 82 amino acids. The transcript is spliced from 3 exons. The record is from RefSeq and is marked reviewed.